ACGAAAGAGAGAGAAGGGAACGCCGUUUAAUAGCGCACUUCCCAUGAACCAACCAUGCCAAGCUGCCAUCUGUGUUGUUCUUCUUCCACGUAGCACUUAUUUUUUUGGCUUUGGACAAUUUCCAUUGCGUGGCACCCACUCCCCUUACCUUUUUUAAUCUUUUUUACCUACAUAAAUACCCCCCUCCCCCAUUUUCCUUCCUCUCUCAAAUUCUUCCCUCAUUUCUCUCCUUAACUCCUUUUGUUGUGCCUCUUCUUUCUCUUGCUCACUAGUUUUUCUUUACCUUUCUCGAGAAAAAAGUUGAAAGGAAAGCAGGAAAAUAAUGCCGGGUUUUGGUGGUUUGGAGACUCCUAGUCCUACUUCCACUGGGGAUGGUCCAUGUCAUUCAAAAGAUACUUCUCGAGAUUUGCGUGAUCACCUCCCUUCAUUAAUGGCUUCUUGUUAUCCUAUCACUCUCAAGUUCAUCGACGUGAGCUAUAAGGUGAAGGUACAGGGAACCAACAGUCAAGGUCGCAGUAUUAAACGCAUGCUUAGCCAUGGAUCAACACCCUCUGAUCAAGGAACAACGAGUAGGGCCCAAGAGAGGACGAUAUUGAACAAUAUCACCGGCAUGGUUUCACCAGGAGAAAUGUUGGCUAUCCUUGGUCCUUCAGGCAGCGGCAAAUCUACUCUCCUCAAUGCCUUAGCUGGUCGGCUACAACACGGCCAUGGUCAUUUCACCGGAACCUUGCUUGCCAACAACAAAAAACCCACUAAACAAAUGGCAAAACGCACUGGAUUCGUCACCCAAGACGACGUGCUUUACCCUCACUUAACAGUUCGUGAAACCUUGGUGUUUUGCUCCCUUUUAAGGUUACCAAACACACUGUCGACCAAGGAGAAGAUUUCAGUGGCUGAGACGGUUUUAUGCGAGUUGGGGUUAUCGAAAUGUGAAAACACAAUCAUUGGGAACAGUUUUAUACGUGGUAUUUCGGGUGGAGAACGGAAAAGAGUAAGUAUAGCUCAUGAAAUGCUUAUAAACCCUAGCCUGCUGCUUCUUGAUGAACCGACGUCGGGUUUGGACUCCACAGCGGCACACCGGUUGGUUUCGAUUUUGGGUUCGUUGGCUCAAAAGGGGAAGACCAUAGUCACAUCCAUGCACCAACCAUCUAGCCGAGUUUAUCAGAUGUUUGACUCAGUGUUGGUUUUGAGUGAAGGAAGGAGCUUGUAUUUCGGCAAGGGAAGUGAAGCUAUGAGUUAUUUCGAGUCCAUUGGAUUCUCACCGUCUUUCCCUAUGAACCCUGCCGAUUUUCUCCUUGAUCUCGCUAACGGUGUGUGUAAAGUUGAUGGAGUAAGCGAAAGAGAGAGGCCAAAUGUAAAGCAAACCCUCAUUGCUUCUUACAACACCCUGUUGGCUCCAAAAGUUAGAGCUGCUUGCAUGGAGAUCACCCCUGUUUCGGAAAAAGACUCGUAUUUCAUCAGCACCCGUUGUUCCGAACAAGGCAGGAACAGCAACAGAGUCAAUCUCUCGACAUGGUUCUAUCAAUUCAGCAUUCUGCUUCGAAGAAGCCUUAAAGAAAGAAAGCAAGAAUCAUUCAACACCCUCCGAGUCUUCCAAGUAAUUACCGCUGCAAUACUGGCCGGUUUAAUGUGGUGGCAUUCAGAUUAUAGAGACAUCCAAGACCGUCUCGGCCUCCUCUUCUUUAUUUCCAUCUUUUGGGGUGUCUUGCCAUCGUUUAAUGCAGUUUUCGCGUUUCCUCAAGAGCGUGCUAUCUUCAUGAAAGAGCGUGCUUCGGGUAUGUACACUCUGUCUUCCUAUUUCAUGGCACGGAUAAUCGGAGACCUUCCCAUGGAGCUGAUUCUCCCCACAGUUUUCCUCCUUGUGACAUAUUGGAUGGCUGGAUUGAAACCCGAUUUGGUGGCAUUCCUAUUGACAUUGUUGGUACUUCUCGGCUAUGUGCUCGUCUCGCAAGGGCUUGGCCUCGCAUUAGGCGCAUUGAUCAUGGAUGCCAAACAGGCUUCUACAAUAGUUACAGUCACAAUGCUAGCAUUUGUUCUAACAGGAGGGUACUACGUGCAUAAGGUCCCAUCAUGCAUGGCAUGGAUAAAGUAUGCUUCUACAACAUAUUAUAGCUACAAGCUGUUCGUCAACGUCCAAUACGGCGAUGGCAAGAAAGUGUCAUCAUUGUUGGGUUGCUCGCACAGUGGAAGUAGUACGGUUAGCUGCAAGUUCAUCGAUCAAGACAUUGCGGGGCAAAUUAGGCCUGAACUGAGCGUCGGAAUCUUGAUUCUAAUGUUCAUAGGAUAUAGGUUGAUGGCUUACCUUGCAUUGCGGCGCAUCAAAGGCUGAGCCUUUGAGUUAUAGGUUACAGAUUCUUGUUAUUUGUAUAAGGCCCUUAUAAUUGUAAAUUUUUUUCAAAAUGGCCUGAAAAAGAAAGAUUUGUUUCAGGUUGGUCUAAAAAUUUAUGUUGACUGGUGAAUUUGGAUCACGCUAACUGCACGAAGAAUCAUAAGAAACUACAAAGAAACAGUUGUCAUUACUGAAUUUGUAGUUUUUUGUUGAAGUACAAA
Gossypium arboreum is the source of this 2550-nucleotide messenger RNA. RefSeq names its product ABC transporter G family member 25-like. Gene Ontology annotation, cellular component: membrane. Gene Ontology annotation, molecular function: ATP hydrolysis activity; ABC-type transporter activity; ATP binding. NCBI's taxonomy places the organism in Eukaryota, Viridiplantae, Streptophyta, Magnoliopsida, Malvales, Malvaceae. The transcript is spliced from 3 exons. Bases 323 to 2329 code for a protein of 668 amino acids. The record is from RefSeq and is a predicted model, not a curated record.